AAUUACAUAUUAUUGAAAUUAUCAUGGUUCCCACCCGUUUCUUCUUUGCAGCCACUCUGCUGCUUCUUUCAUCACUUGUCAUUGUGGCUGCCAUUGAUUACAGUCAGGGGUCAGAGUCUGUUGGCAAAUCAAUGCCAAAGGCAAAAGAGAAGCCACUUCCCAUUGGAGUUGAAGGACACAUUCUAUGUAAAUCGGGCACUUCAUCAGCGGUACCGAUUCAAGGAGCUGUUGCAAGGAUAACAUGUGUAGCUGUUGAUGAGUUUGGUUAUGAGACAGCACCUUUCUCUUUCUCGAGCGAUGCAACUGAUGAAAAUGGGUAUUUCUUUGCAACCUUGACUCCUCCUGAGAUCAAUGAUAAGAUGCAGCUUAGAGAAUGCAAUGCGUUCCUGGAAAACUCUCCAUUAGAGGCUUGUAAAGUUCCAACAGAUGUGAACAAAGGGAUUCGGGGUGCCAUCCUUAAUUCUCACCGUCAACUAGACCAAAGGAAAAUGAGGCUGUACUGGGUCGGCCCUUUCUUCUACACAUCAGAAUCAGAUGGCUAUUAACAUUGAAUUUUAUCCUUCUACUAUAACAGCUAAACAUGUUUUAUUUCUCUUCCCAACAUUAAUUAGCCAACUAUGGACCGUGGUUGAUUGUGCUAUUGGUUUUGGGGGUGAUUUUAUUGUAUUCUUUGGAUUUGUUAUACGAGGAACGUAAUAAGCUUCAACGACUAUGAUAAUUCAAUUAAUCUAUUUGCAUUUGGAUAAUUUGAGCGCCUGGUUUUGAUGCAAGCAUGGUUGAAUAUC
This is a messenger RNA of Gossypium arboreum, 785 nucleotides long. Its product is annotated as protein SEED AND ROOT HAIR PROTECTIVE PROTEIN-like. NCBI's taxonomy places the organism in Eukaryota, Viridiplantae, Streptophyta, Magnoliopsida, Malvales, Malvaceae. The transcript has 2 exons. The record is from RefSeq and is a predicted model, not a curated record. Bases 24 to 545 code for a protein of 173 amino acids.